UUUCUGCUGCGCUCUUCUCCGUCAACACAAUAUUUUACUGUCCUGUCUUCGAGGUGGAACUGUUUGAGAUGGGGAUUUGGUCUCUGGGUCUGGGGGCCUUAGGAGCAGCCAUCGCAGGGAUCUUCCUGGCUAAUACUGACCUGUGUCUGACCAAGGCUGCUCAGGCCUCCCUGGAAUACCUGGAGGACGCAGACCUUCACUCCACUGGAGACGAUGAGAAGACCAUGAAGGCCAAAACUCUGUGGGAGAAGACCGGAGCAGUCGUCAUGGCUGUACGACGGCCCGGAUGAUUUUUGUGCAGAGAGGAGGCCUCUGAGCUGUCCUCUCUGAAAACCCAGCUUGAGGUUCUUGGUGUCCCUCUGGUUGCCGUGGUGAAGGAGAACAUCGGCACGGAGAUCCAGGACUUCCGACCAUACUUUGCUGGGGACAUCUAUGUAGACGUGAAGCAUCACUUCUAUGGCCCACUACAGAGGAAGAUGGGAGGGCUGGGAUUCAUCCGUCGGGGGGUGUGGCAGAACUUCAUGCGGGCCUGGAAGGCCGGUUACCAGGGCAACAUGCUGGGGGAGGGCUUUGUCCUGGGAGGUGUGUUUGUCAUCGGAGCGGGGAAUCAGGGUAUUCUUUUGGAGCACAGGGAGAAGGAGUUUGGCAACAAAGUGGAGAAUGAAGAUGUUUUAGAGGCUGUGAAUAGAAUUGUGCCAGUGCAAUAGAUUUGAGUUUUUGUAAGUAGCAUUAGUUCAACACUGAUAAAGAGGCCUCAGAC
Molecule: messenger RNA, 760 nt
Organism: Oncorhynchus mykiss (rainbow trout)
Lineage: Eukaryota; Metazoa; Chordata; Actinopteri; Salmoniformes; Salmonidae
Gene: selu
Product: selenoprotein U
Molecular function (GO): antioxidant activity
Source: RefSeq, marked validated